AUGUGGAAACGAUACCCUGAGCAUCCCAUGUGGGACGACAUCCUGAGUGCAGGAAAAGACCUGGAGCAGCAUCAGAUUGUGCCAGCAGUGAAGCGACAGUUGGGCAUCUCCGGAAUGAAAAGGAGCACUGGAAUUCCCAGGAGUUUCAUGGUGGAGGUGGAUGAUCCCAACGAGGGCGCGAUGCUGACGAGCGAUGGGAAAUACGCCAUCCCAGCCACUAAUGUGGCAGCUUGUGCUCGGAAGAAGAAGGAAAAGCCUCCCUUCUGGCCACAGGAGCCAUCCUCCUCCUCCUCCUCCUCCUCAGCUGUUCCUACUCCUGAGGAGCUGUUAUGUCCCCUGUGUAAAGAGUUAAUGACAGACGCAGCUGUUAUUCCCUGCUGUCGAAACAGUGACUGUGAGGACUGUAUUAGAACAGCCCUGCUGGAGCCUGAGGCACAUCAGUGCCCAACAUUACAUCGGACAGACGUUCCUCCUGACUCUGGAGAGGCCAACGAGUUCCUACGCCAGGUGCCAAAGAAGGACCGGGACAGGACUAAGCUGGAAUUCUGA
Molecule: messenger RNA, 549 nt
Organism: Colius striatus (speckled mousebird)
Lineage: Eukaryota; Metazoa; Chordata; Aves; Coliiformes; Coliidae
Product: E3 ubiquitin-protein ligase RBBP6-like
Biological process (GO): mRNA processing; ubiquitin-dependent protein catabolic process; protein ubiquitination
Cellular component (GO): nucleus
Molecular function (GO): ubiquitin protein ligase activity
Source: RefSeq, a predicted model, not a curated record